Molecule: messenger RNA, 4425 nt
Organism: Gopherus evgoodei (Goodes thornscrub tortoise)
Lineage: Eukaryota; Metazoa; Chordata; Testudines; Testudinidae
Gene: A2M
Product: alpha-2-macroglobulin
Exons: 37
Cellular component (GO): extracellular region
Molecular function (GO): endopeptidase inhibitor activity
Source: RefSeq, a predicted model, not a curated record
CUCUGCACCAUGGGGAAGAACAGACUGCCCGGUGGCCCCAGCAUCUUCCUCCUGCUCCUCUUCCUCCUCCCUGGAGACACCUCACCCACCACCGAACCGCAGUACAUGGUGCUAGUGCCCUUUCUGAUCCACACCAACGUUCCUGAAAAGGUCUGUAUCCAGCUGACCCACCUGAACGAGUCUGUGACGCUGAGCGCCACAUUGGAAUAUGCAGGGGAGAACAGGAGCCUGAUUGCAGACGUGGUGUCAGAGAAGGACGUGUUCAAGUGUGUCCCAUUCACGCUUCCCAAAUCUAACAGCUCAUCAUCAGCGUUUCUCACGGUGCUGGUGAAGGGACCAAUGCUGGAGUUCAGGAGCCGGAAAUCGGUGCUGGUCAAGAACUCAAAGAGCCUGGUCUUUGUCCAGACGGACAAACCCAUCUACAAACCAGGACAAACAGUCCUGUUUCGAGUUGUCUAUCUGGAUGAAAACUUCCAUCCUCUGAAUAGGCUGGUUCCACUGGCCUAUAUUGAGGACCCCCAGAAGAACCGUGUGUAUCAGUGGCAAGAAGUUGAGUUAAAAGGGGGCUUCACCCAGCUCUCCUUCCCCCUCACCUCCGAGCCCAUCCAAGGGACCUACAAAGUGGUGGUGCAGAAGAGCUCUGGGGACAAGGUGCAACACCCCUUUACUGUGGAGGAAUAUGUGAUGCCCAAAUUUGAAGUGCUGGUGAAGCUGCCCAAGGUGAUCAGCAUCCUGGAGGAGAAGUUGAAGGUGACAGUCUGUGGUCUCUAUACCUUUGGAAAGCCAGUUCCUGGCCUUGUGAACGUCCAUGUAUGCCGGAAAUAUAACCAGCCAGGCACCUCCUGUUAUGGUGAGGAUGCAAAGGCAGUGUGUGAGGAAUUCUCUGGACAGGUGGACAGCCACGGCUGCGUUUCUGAAGUGGUAAAGACCAAGAUAUUCCAGCUCAGGCGAGCUGGGUACGAGGAUAAAAUCCAUGUGGAAGCCAAGAUUAAAGAGGAAGAGACAGGGGUGGAGUUAACUGGGAAGGGCUCCUGCAAACUCACAUCCACCAUUAGCAAAGUCACCUUUGAGAAGAUGGACUCCCAUUACAAACCUGGGAUCCCCUUCUUUGGGCAGGUGAAGCUGGUGGAUGGGACCCAUGCGCCAAUCACCAAUGAAAUAGUCCAGAUUUCCGUGGAAGAGAGCGGCUAUCAAGUCAACUACACGACGGAUGAUCAGGGGCAAGCACGGUUUGCCCUGGACACAUCUAAGUUCAAGUUCGCCUCCAUUGGGCUCAGAGCAACUCAUAAAACAGGCACCUACUGUUACGACCGUUCCUGGACCAGUCCUUCAUAUGAAUUGGGCUAUUUCAGAGCAAAGCGGUUUUACUCUUCAAGUAACAGCUUUCUCAAAAUAGAGCCUGUGUCAGAGACACUAAGCUGUGGCCACACUCAGGAAGUCCGGGUGCACUAUAUCCUGAAGCCAGAGGCCGUGGGGGAGCAGAAGGAAAUCGUCUUUUACUAUUUGGUGAUGGCCAAAGGAGGCAUUGUGCGAGCAGGGACUCAGGCUCUGGCUGUGGAACAUGAUGAUGUUAAUGGGACCUUCUCACUGAUGCUCCCCGUGGAGUCUGAUAUUGCUCCCCUGGCACAGAUGCUCAUAUACACCAUUUCACCCAGUCAGGAGCCUAUUGCUGAUUCAGUAAAAUUCAAGGUCGAAAAUUGCUUUGCCAAUAAGGUCAACUUGCAUUUCUCACCGGCUGAGGGCCUCCCCGCCUCCGACACUCACCUCCAGGUCGGAGCAUCCCCAGGCUCCCUGUGCGCCGUCCGUGCUGUGGACAAGAGCAUCCUCCUCAUGAAGCCUGAAGCCGAGCUCUCUCCCAGCUCUGUGUAUAACCUGCUGCCAGUGAAGGAACUUCAGGGGUAUCAUCAUGGUACAGACACGCUGCCGAUGGAUCCCCAGGAGGAGUGCAUUGCCGCAGAGAAGAUAAUUGUGAAUGGAGUCACCUAUGCUCCACUGUCGGAGCCAGAUGAAGAGGACACUUAUAGCAUCUUGAAGGAAAUGGGUUUAAAGGUCUUCACAAACUCCAAGGUGAGGAAGCCACAUUAUUGCCUCCAGUUCCCUCCAGUUGCUUGGCAUUACAGACAUUAUGAAGGGCUGCUCUCAUCUUGGUAUUAUGGCGUUUUAGGGCAGGGGAAAGCAAAGCUAGUGCACUAAAAAGAGAAGUAGGUGGAAACAGUUCGAAAGUAUUUCCCAGAGACAUGGAUUUGGGAUUUAGUGCCUGUGACCUCCAAUGGAAGUGCUGAAUUGCCCUUGACAAUCCCCAACACCAUCACAGAAUGGAAAGCAAAUGCGUUCUGCACCUCAAGUGACACUGGCUUUGGUCUGUCCCCAACCGUGUCCCUCAGAGCCUUCCAGCCCUUCUUUGUGGAGCUCAUCCUGCCCUACUCCGUGGUGCGUGGUGAGGCCUUCAGGCUAAAGGCCACUGUCUUCAAUUACCUGACCCGCUGCAUCAGGGUCAGCAUCUCACUGGCUUCAUCUGCCAACUUCCAAGCUACCCCUGUGGAGAAGGAAAAGGCUUCUUAUUGUCUCUGUGUGAAUGGAAGAAAAACGGUGUCCUGGGCUGUGACCCCAAUAUCUCUGGGUAAUGUGAAUUUCUCUGUGAGUGCAGAGGCCUUGAAGACGGAGCUGCCCUGUGGGAACGAGGUAGCAGUGCUCCCUGAGACGGGGCAGAAGGACACAGUGAUCAAACAGCUGCUAGUGGAGCCUGAAGGGAUUGAGAUGGAAGCAACCUUCAACUCUCUGCUCUGUGCAAAUGGAAAUUCAGAAGCAGGGAAGAUUUCCCUGAAGCUUCCACUGAACGUGGUGCAGGGCUCAGCCAGAGCCUAUGUGACAGUGCUGGGCGAUAUCCUGGGCACAGCCAUGCAGAACCUGCAGCAGCUUCUUCAGAUGCCCUUCGGCUGCGGGGAGCAGAACAUGGUCCUGUUUGCCCCCAACAUCUACGUCCUGGACUAUCUGAAUAAAACGGGGCAGCUGAGCGAGGAGACCAAAUCCAAGGCUAUCGGAUACUUAGUCAGCGGUUAUCAGAGGCAGCUGAAUUACAAGCACCUGGAUGGCUCUUACAGCACAUUUGGGGAGCAUUACAGGCAGCAGGGGAAUACCUGGCUGACAGCCUUCGUCCUCAAGUCCUUUGCGCAGGCCCGCUCUCACAUCUUCAUUGAGGAGAAGCACAUCCAGGACGCCCUGGCCUGGCUCGCUGGCAAGCAGAAGGACAACGGCUGCUUCCGCAGCUCCGGGACGCUCCUGAACAAUGCCAUAAAGGGUGGGGUGGACGAUGAGAUCACGCUCUCUGCCUACAUCACCAUCGCGCUGCUGGAGAUUCCUCUGCGCAUCACUCACUCUGUGCUCCGUAGUGCUUUAUUCUGCCUGGAAACAGCCAUGGAACAGGGAGGAAACCAUGUGUACACAAAGGCACUGAUGGCCUACGCCUUCGCCCUGGCGGGGAAGGAGGAGAAGCGCAGGGCACUGUUGGACUCGCUUGAUAAGGAAGCUGUGAAAGAGGAUGGCUCCAUUCACUGGCAGAGGCCCGGGAAGCAGCCAGAGGCCGAUCUCCCAUUCUAUCACCCUCGUGCUCCCUCUGCCGAGGUGGAGAUGACGUCCUAUGUGCUCCUCGCUUACCUCACCAUGCAGCCGGCAUCAUCCCAAGACGACCUGUCAUUGGCAGCUCAAAUUGCAAAGUGGAUCAGCAAGCAGCAGAAUCCCAACGGGGGCUUCUCCUCCACCCAGGACACAGUGGUGGCGCUCCAGGCCCUGUCCCGAUACGGAGCAUCUACCUACACCAAGAGUGGAGGAGCAUCCAUAGUGACUCUGCAAUCCACAGGCAAAUUUCAGACCCAGUUCCAGGUGGAUCACACGAACCGUCUGCUGCUCCAGCGUAUGGCACUGCCAGAGGUGCCAGGGGACUACAGCAUGGGAGUGACAGGAGAAGGAUGUGUCUACGUGCAGACCAGCCUGAGGUACAAUGUGCUCCCCAAGCCAGAAGAGGCACCAUUCGCACUGGAGGUGCACACGGUCCCCGAGACAUGUGACAGCCCCCAGGUCCACAGGACUUUUAGCAUUGCCAUAAACAUCAGUUACACAGGGAAACGCCCCGUCUCCAACAUGGUCAUCGUUGACAUUAAGAUGCUGUCAGGAUUUAUCCCUGUGAAGUCAUCAGUGAGGAAGCUGGAAGGACAUCACCACAUCCACCGCACAGAACUGAGCACCAACCAUGUGCUGCUGUACAUGGAGCAAGUGAGCAAUGUGACUCAGAGCUUCUCCUUCGCGGUGGAGCAGGACUUCCCCGUGCAGAGCCUGAAGCCGGCGGUGGUGAAAGUCUAUGAUUACUAUGAGACAGAUGAAUUUGCCAUUGCCGAGUACAGUGCCCCCUGCAGCAAAGGUAGUGUAUGA